CUGGACCUUCGUCUUGUCAAACAUUCUCUGCAGGCUGGAUCUCUCAGUGGGAUAUCCGUUCAGCCUGGAGAGAGAGGAUCCUCCAGACCAGACGAUUCCCUUCAGAGCUCAGCUCAGGAGGCUGAUCACACUGCUGUGACACCGACACCUGACCCAGGGAGCAGUCCGCCCCCUUUGAUGUUACAACCCGCCCCACGCACCCACGGACCGGCCCCAGCGGGCCCGAAAACCCAGGAUGGUAUCACCACAAAGCCCACAGCCUCACCCAAAGAAGAAGACACACCUAACGCCGUAACUGAGGAACUUUAUCAACCCCGUCCUGAGCCAGGGCCUCAGGAAGAGCGUUUAAAUUCAAACGUUGACAUUUUGGGGAAAGCUGGGGAUCCAUCGAGCUCAAAAGAGAGCGUUGAAGUUAAGAGUCCCUCUCCCUCCAGUGAAGAUGUGGAUAGUUCAAAGAAAAAUCUUGUACCAGCCAAGGACAGUGUGGGGACUACAAUCUCAAGUCCUGGUAUUCAGUCAGAGAAAAACACAACAGAAGCUUUCUCUAAUGGUCCUCCUCUAAUCUCUGGCUCCACCUCAGACCCAGGCCUUGUUGCCUCUGGCGGGCAUCCCUCGUUUGAAGGAGCGGGAGGAACGGUGGGAGAGAGGCAGGAGCCAUUAUCAUCAGAGAUUACAUCUCCGUUCUCAGCAGACGGCGGCCCCUCUCCUGGUGUCCCGGGAGCACCACCAGAAAAAGGAGCAUCAGAGGAGUCCGCCCCAAACCGGACUCAGUCCAGCUCCACGUCACACAGCAGAGGAACACCACAGACUCACGGGAGCAAUGUUUCAGCCGCUCACAUUAAAGGAAAAGAUGAAAUAGAAGGCAAUUUGAAGGCUGCUUUGCCCAGUCCAAGCAAAAAGCAGCUCCCACCCGAAGAAAACCAGAGUGGGGCGACAACAGAUGAAAGUGAAGAUGAGGAUGAGGCAGAUUUAGGGCCGGUGGACGAAGCAUACGAGCACAAAGACGUGGCUGAGGGCAGUUAUGACAGUGACCACUCCUCAUCUGAUUUAGCCCCUCAGUUCAGUGGUGCAGGGGUCACUGCCCAUUCAGGAACAGAGCCGACCCCCCCGGAUAAGACAGCCAAUCAGACACUGGCACACACAGCUGGACCUGACAAGGAACAGUCCAGACCUGGAACCAGAGGUCAAAGGGGACUGCAGGGUUCGCCAGGGCCAACAGGACCACCUGGACCUAAAGGAGACAAAGGCUAUCAAGGCGUCAUGGGCAGGACUGGGCAGACGGGAUACCGGGGCCCGGUCGGGCCCCCUGGGAUGCCGGCCAUUGUUGUUUUCAAAACAUCUGAUGAAGAGUGGGAAGCUUUUAAGAAAAAGAAAAUCUACAAAAAGCUUGUUUCUUCCUGGCCGAAACGCAAAGGGCCUCCAGGCCCUCCUGGACCUCCUGGUGAAGAUGGACCAAUUGGGCCUCCGGGAAUAACUGGAAGGCAAGGAUCAAAAGGGCCUGAGGGCAAAACUGUGGGUAUCUCAAUUCUUUUACUAUCAGAGGCAGUCCUGGUCCACAAGGUAUACCAGGUCCUCAGGGAAGGCCUGGAAGGGACGGACCGCCAGGACAGAAUGGUGACCCAGGACCACCAGGCUUACCUGGAGAUCAGGGUCUCAAAGGCUACAGAGGAGAGAUGGGCAGCAAAGGGGAGCUGGGUGAGUGGGGUUAUCAGGGGGAGGCUGGAAUACAGGGACGUAGAGGACAAAAAGGAGAUAAGGGUCACCAGGGGGAAAUUGGCAACAGAGGACCAGCUGGACCACAGGGAGAGCCUGGUCCAGAUGGAACAGUUGGGUUUACUGGUGUCCGGGGUCCCCAGGGUGCUAAUGGGAAUCCAGGAAAGCCUGGACCCUCAGGUGAUCCCGGAGCUAAAGCCAGGCGAGGCGGGAGGGGAGAUCCAGGGUUCACGGGAGACCUGGGGCCUCCGGGGCCUCCAGGAAAACGAGGAUUUAAAGGCCGUCGGGGCUCCACAGGGUUGCAGGGAUUUGAGGGUCCAACAGGGGCGCCGGGGCCUCCUGGACCUGCUGGGUCUGAUGGCAUCAUGGGAGAGCAGGGGAAACAGGGAAAAGAUGGACCUAAGGGUCGUGAAGGCCAGGUGGGAUUUUCGGGGUUGCCUGGUCUUAUUGGAGAAAUCGGAAAACCAGGAGAGACGGGACUUCGUGGAAAACCAGGUGUAA
Menidia menidia (Atlantic silverside) is the source of this 2214-nucleotide messenger RNA. Lineage: Eukaryota; Metazoa; Chordata; Actinopteri; Atheriniformes; Atherinopsidae. The record is from the annotation of a GenBank genome assembly.